Messenger RNA from Schistosoma spindalis, 647 nucleotides. The record is from the annotation of a GenBank genome assembly. NCBI's taxonomy places the organism in Eukaryota, Metazoa, Platyhelminthes, Trematoda, Strigeidida, Schistosomatidae.
AUGAAUGCAACAAGUUAUGACGGAGUGGAUAGUAAGGAUGAAAUUCUAUCCUCCUUGGAAAAAUUAUCCAAAACGGAACUUGAAGCCUUAUUAUCUGAUCAUGAAGGCAUAAAGAAGCUAGCUAAAAAUUGUCCUGAUAUUAAGAAGAUCGAGUCUGACAAAGAAGCCUGCAUGAAUGAAAAUCGACGUCAAGCUGAAGCAAAUCUAUCUAUGGAGCCAACUUUCAAUAUGAUCAAAACGGAGCUUGUAGAAACCUAUUCUAAUUAUAAACAAUUGGAAAAUGAAUAUAUGAAACGUAAAUCAGAAGUUGACAAUAUCGGUACAAAAUACUCUCCGAGUGUAAUUCUUGCUUUAUUACAAACUGCCAACGCACAAGCAGAAGAACAGUCUGAAGAACUGGCUAGUCGAUUUCUUGACAAAGCCAUGGAUGUUGAUGCAUUUUUGAAGGAUUUCAUUCCUCUUCGUAAACUGUGUAAUGAACGUAGAUUUAAAUGUGAAAAGUUAGCGGAGCAAUUGUCGUCUGGUCAUAUAAGGGCAUCAAGCUUUUCCAACAAUCCUCAGUCAUCAUAUGUACCUAAUGUGAUGAUGAAUUCAGAUGUGUCAGCCAGUACAUCACAACUGUAUCCUUCAUUAUUAUCUCUAAGUAA